Drosophila eugracilis is the source of this 463-nucleotide messenger RNA. RefSeq lists its product as uncharacterized. The transcript is spliced from 3 exons. Bases 54 to 320 code for a protein of 88 amino acids. NCBI's taxonomy places the organism in Eukaryota, Metazoa, Arthropoda, Insecta, Diptera, Drosophilidae. The record is from RefSeq and is a predicted model, not a curated record.
ACAACUAUAUAGUCGGGCAGCUAAACGUUUGACAGAUCAGUUUGCUAAAUAAGAUGAAGUCGGUCACUUUCGUACUCUGCCUGCUUGUGCUGGGCGCCCACUCGCUUCUCGUUUUCGCCGUGGACUGCGAGAUUAGUGGCCAAAAACUAAAAACCGGAGAGACAUACAGCCCGGAGGGUCGUUGUAUCCAGUACACCUGCCGGGGACAUAAAAGUCUGUCGGCCUUGGCAUGCCCAGCUUUGGCGUCUUUAAAGCCCUGUAAACUGGAGGAGGACCUGACCAAGCCAUAUCCCGGUUGCUGUCCAAAGUUUAAUUGCUAAGAACUGUUCCAAAAAGAACGUACGGCUCUGGAAGUUGAUAAGACAAACUAAAAAUUCACAUUUUAUGCAUAUUAAAGACUAAUAUAUUUCUUCAAAUAAUAUCAAUAAAGUUGAUAUUGUUAAUCAAUGUAACUUAAAUCAAA